AUGAGUAUAUCAGCACGCGGCGAGAAAAUCAGCCCCACUAUUACGCAAUACACGUGUCACGCAUAUCAGGCAACGACAUAUUGGAGGAAUGGUUAUAUAACUUCGCCUAUUAAUGAAGAUAGGAAUGGAGAUGAUUUCGGUGCUUCAUGUGAAACAGAUGCUGAGGAACAUAUGCCGCGUACUAUUAUUGCUCCAAGAGAGAAAACUCGAGAUGGCUUGAUACAUGCCCAUGGUCGGUCAGACAAUGAAUAUUCGCAUAACAGCCCUAUAAUAAAAGGGAAAAAUCGAAUUAAUUCGACACAUAAUUGGUAUGACACCAUCGAUCCACCAUUGACGCCAUCGAUCGGCUCGAGACAUAAUGACAAUGAUGCGGGAAAAAUUGGCCGAGCUAAGAAUACGUACAGUUAUAAGUAUACGUACAGAGAAAUUGAAAAGGAAAAGGAAAAUUUUAAUAAUCAAUUUUCACACGCAGAAGGUCCAAUUGUUGAUCAUUUAAAAAAAUUAACGAGGGAAGUAGCAUCAGUAAAAUAUGAUGUGAGGCAAAUACUGACCUUAGUAGACAUAGUGGACAAAAUUAAUAAAGACACAGAAUGUGAGAGAACACAAAUUUCCUUUGAGGGCGCUGAAAACCGGUUUCCCUUGCAAACCGUAGUUCAGUUAGCGGAAGUUGAGGAGAUCUUGAAAGCGUCAAAUUCCCAACAUAACACUGAAAUACGCGGAUAUAUCAAAUCCAUCGGAGGGACAAGUGUCGAUGAUGCCGUAAAGAGAACAUUGUAUAAAGUAUUCUCCAAUAAAUUGGCGGAGAGAUAUAACUGGGAAGGCCGACGCGGAAAGGAACCACUGCAGAAACUGGAAGUGAUGAAAGUUAUUUUCAGAUCCAUACUUCACAAUAUCCCGGAUUCCGACCAGAGAAAAAUACAACGACGAGUUAUGGAGUGGUUCCGACAUUCCAAGGCGAGGCAUGAAAAUGAGGAGAAGCGGAUGAAUAGACGCGAAGCAAUGUAGCGAGAUCGCAGAGACUGGACCGAUGAAGACCGAUGAAGCCAGUGAUAUGCGCGGACGAAGCCUCUCCCUGUUAGAAUUGUUCCAGGACCUCAAUUGUUAAAAUCGAAAAUUUUCCUAUGCGAAAGACGCUACGCGAUUCUUCAGAUUGGUAUAUAUUUUUAAAUUUAAAAGUAUAUACCAAUCACACACACACACA
Messenger RNA from Nylanderia fulva, 1201 nucleotides. RefSeq lists its product as uncharacterized. Lineage: Eukaryota; Metazoa; Arthropoda; Insecta; Hymenoptera; Formicidae. The record is from RefSeq and is a predicted model, not a curated record.